AAUGCAGAGAGAGAAAUUUACAAUCAAAAAGAUUAUACCAAUUUUAACAGAGAAGUGAAUGAAACAUCUGAUUCGGAAAACUAUUCAAGUGAUGAGGACAAAGAUAGUGUAGAUGUUACUGUGAUUAGGACUAAUGUACAGAAUCAAAGAGUUAACGAAUCAUACGAUGUUAAUAAGGUAAUUAGCAGCAACUUUAUACAGUAACAUUUUUUUUUAUUAUUAUUGUCUAAAUUUCAGGAUUACUAAUGCAAGAAAUGUUGUACUAAAGUCCUCUAAAAUCAUUUUUAAUUAAAUUGCUUAAGCAUCCGCCUUACCAACUUCUUAUAUUCUUAUAUUCUUUUAUGAUAUAAUUAUGCGUUAGAUAAUUUUUAAAUUUUAUAUACUUUAAAAACAAAUUACUUUAAUACAUUUCUGUGCAUUAUAUUGACUUUGUAUUAGAAUUUCAGUAAUAGUUCAUUUAUUUUAUUUUAUUUCAUUUUAAUGCUACAGAGAACUCCCUUGUAUGAAGGCAGCGAUAUAUCGAAGGAAGAGAGUGAGUUGCUGAUUUUAAGCUUUUUGGCACGAUACAAUUUACCGGACAUUGCUGUCAACAAAUUUCUUCAGUUAGUUAAUUGUCAUUUACCGGUUAAUGCGCACUGGCACCUUUCUAAAUUUCAAUUGUUAAAGAAGUUCCGAUCGGAAGAUGUCAAAGUGUACUAUUACUGCCCGCAAUGCGAAAACACUAUUAUAGAUUUUGGUGCUGCACAUAACAAAAAAUGUGAGGAAUGUGGAUAUAUUUGUUGCGAAGCUAAGCAAAAAGAAGCUCGAAAUUACUUUCUUCGUCUUCCAUUAAAGAAUCAAAUUUCUCAAUUGAUAAACAACAGACAUGUAUAUCAGUCUCUUAGGAAGAAAUGUGAUGAAUCCGAUGUAAUUAAUAGAAGAGUAUAUAGAAAAUUACUUGAAGAAAAGGUAAUAUCGAAGAAUGACAUUACAUUGCAGUGGAAUACUGACGGGGUGAAAAUAUUUAUGUCCUCCAAAGUUUCGCUUUGGCCAAUUCAAGUGGCUAUAAAUGAAUUGCCGUAUCAUCUAAGACGUCAGUAUAUAAUGUUAACCGGUCUGUGGUGUGGAAGCAGUAAGCCUAUUAUGAAACUGUUUUUAAAGCUAUUUGUAGACGAAUUGACUGAACUGCAUGAAGUUGGAAUAAUGUGCACUACUCCACAGACUGCAAAACCUAUAACAAUCAAAGUACAUACGAUUCUCGCUCCUGUAGAUUCUGUGGCUAGACCAAUACUACAGAACAUAAAACAGUACAACGGAGAAUUUGGUUGUUCGUUUUGUCUCAAUGAAGAUGAAAGAAUUUCAACUGGCCGUGAGUACACACGAGUAUACUGUGGAACUAAGAUUACAAAAAGAACAAUUCGUCAACAUGAGCUAGAUUGCGAAGAAGCUGAUUGUACCAAUACCGUUAUAAGAGGUGUAAAAGGAUCAUCCAUACUUAUGAUGCUACCCGUAUUUAACAUAUUGUUGUCAUGUGUGCCUGAUUAUAUGCACAGUGUAACACUAGGCGUCGUGAAAACGUUUGCAGAUAGUUGGUUCGAUUCAAAAUGGUCGGACAAAUCAUGGUAUUUAGGUCGCGACAGCAAGACCGUUGACAAAAUACUAUUGAGUAUAAAACCUCCCUGGGACAUAACACGAACCUCGAUAAACGAUAGACAUAUGUGGAAAGCUUCUGAGUGGAAAAACUUUCUGCUAUACUACUCGUUGUUUGUCAUAAAAAGACUAAUGCCUCAAAAAUAUAGGAAGCACUCGUUUCUUCUAGUAUUUGCUAUGCAUUUACUUCUAAAAGAUACCGUUACUAAAAUCGAUAUACGGACUGCAAAACAAGCUCUGGAGAAAUUCGUUCACAAGGUGGAACACUUGUACGGUCGAGAGUUUUUGAAAUUUAACGUUCACUUACUCCUGCACAUACCUAAUUCUGUAAAACAAUUUGGAUCUCUAUGGGCCCAAUCAACGUUUCUCUUUGAACACUACAAUGGUGUUCUUGCCAAAAUGUUUAAAAGUUCACAGUGGAUACCGGAACAGAUAUUUAAAACGUACAUGCGAUAUAAAACAGUACAACAACUGUGUGAGACUGCGUUUUCUCGUAAUGAUUGUUCCAUACGCGGAAAACUUUUAUAUGAAAAGUUGCUAAUCAAUAAGAAUAAAACGAUGAAUACAAUAAAUUAUGCUCCUUCAUUACAAUUACUUGGAGUCGGAACUAAUAUUCCAUUGUCUGUAACACAACAGGUGUUAAUCAAAGAAUUAGUUACAGAGCCAGUGAUUUUAAACAAGGUGUAUUCGUUCCAGCGUUUUGUUUACAAGAAAGUCCUUUAUCAUACGGAUAGUUACGAACGUUUAAAAAAAAGAGAAAACAGCACUAUUAAAAUGAGGGAUUUAAAAUAUGGCACAAUCAAAAAUAUUCUUAUCAUUUAAACUCAUGUGUCACAUCAAAGUAAAUGCAUCAUUUUAGUGAACGAGUUGCUACCAACAGGCGAAGAGCUGAUAAAAGAUAGCAAUCUAAAUAUCAGUUCUACUAACUUUUGUACUUCUCUGCGGAAAACAAGUCGUCAAAUUUGCAUAUUGCCGGAAUCGAUAUUUCAAAAGUGCGUACAAGUUCUUGAUGAUCAAGAGACGGUGUAUGCCACACCACUUGUCAAUUCUUUCGAAAAAGAUUAAUUUUAUAUAUCAUUUAUUUAAAAAAGCGAAGUUAUUUCAAAUAAGUAAAAGUUAAACGUAAUAAUAAUAAAUGUUUAUAUAAAAAAUCUAUACUCAAUGCACAAAUGCGUAACUAAUAUAAGUUUAUUAUAACUAGUAAGUUUAUUAUACUAAGCUCUUAAUAAAUGCAUUGACAGAUUAAUUGUGGAACUAUUAAUUCUAAACAAUUGAUCAAUAGUAAUGCUUCUAACAGUUGCAGUUGAACAAUGGUAAUGCUUUAAACAGUUACAAUGGGAGCGUCCCAAAUGCGCACAGUAAUAAACGGACAC
Monomorium pharaonis (pharaoh ant) is the source of this 3002-nucleotide messenger RNA. RefSeq lists its product as uncharacterized. The record is from RefSeq and is a predicted model, not a curated record. NCBI's taxonomy places the organism in Eukaryota, Metazoa, Arthropoda, Insecta, Hymenoptera, Formicidae.